GCGAGGUCAGAGGGGAAUGGUGAGAGUUGAGGCGAAGGUGAGUGGCGGUGUGGAGGGUUGUCUGCCCCGGAGUGGAGCUGAGUCCUGACCUCGACCCGGCCCGAAUGGAGGCCGUCCGGCUUUAAAGGCUGGCAGCGCGAAUUCUCCCUCGACCAUCUACCCGUCGGGGUUACCGCGAUGACGGCCAACGAGGAGCAGACGAUGGAGCUUGAAGCUCUUCGCUCCAUUUAUGAAGGUGAUGAAUGUUUUAAGGAACUUAGUUCAGCAUCUUUUCAAUAUAGGGUAGGUAACCUUGGUGACCCUAAAGCCUUCCUGCUAGAAAUUUCAUGGCCUGAAAUGUAUCCAGAACUGCCCCCAAACAUAUCAUUGAACGCAUUCUUCAAUAAUAGCAUUUCUUCUUCAGUAAAGCAGGAUAUAAUAGCCAAGCUACAUGAACAGGCUGAAGCAAACUUGGGAACAGCAAUGGUGUACACACUAUUUGAAUGGGCUAAAGAGAACCAAGAGGAGCUUAUGGAAAACCAUCAGCCAGUAGUUAGUGCAGUGACGCUAUCAAUGACUGAAAAUACUGUAACUUCUCAUACUUCUGUUGCUAAGAAAAAGAAAAAAGAACAACUGUCAAAAUCUCAAAAGAAGAAGUUGGCUGAUAAAACAGAUAACCGAGGGGAAUUGCCACGUGGAUGGAAUUGGGUAGAUGUCAUUAAGGUAUAAUUUGUUUCAUAAACUUCAACAAUUUGAGAUGCAUUAUUACCAUUUUCACACCUGACAA
Messenger RNA from Hemiscyllium ocellatum (epaulette shark), 766 nucleotides. RefSeq names its product RWD domain containing 4 (gene rwdd4). The transcript is spliced from 6 exons. Bases 178 to 708 code for a protein of 176 amino acids. The record is from RefSeq and is a predicted model, not a curated record. Gene Ontology annotation, molecular function: protein binding. Lineage: Eukaryota; Metazoa; Chordata; Chondrichthyes; Orectolobiformes; Hemiscylliidae.